AUGACACCGUCACCCGCAACCAGUCAGGCUCUCGAGCCUCGUCACCCCAAACCUUCACAAACAGUGUCUGUGAAUAUCUCCGAAGGCCAGAACAAUCGAUCUCGUCGAUUCCAGCUCGAGGUGAGCGAGUGCGUCGAGACCAAGACUGUCACGACCACUACUCGUCUCACCCGCAAGUUUCCCCACGUCUUCGUUCGAGAUCCUGUACCCCUCGAAAACCUCGACACAAAAGAGUAUCCUCUGGCUAUGAAGCCCACGCCUCCAGAACUGAUCCAGUUCUCUUAUAAUAUGCCUGGUGCCCUUGAGACAGAUGAUGAAGGCGAGGAGUCAACAGAUGCGCAGAUGACAUAUAGUAAUGGCCGUGCUACUCCCGGUCGCGUUAAUUCCGAAUCCCCUCAUGAAUCCAAUACCCUCGUCCGAGUACCCAAGCACCGAUCACAAUCCCCUUCAGAAGGUUACCCCCGACGCUCCCGAGCUUCAAGAACCAGUCCUACAGACUCUCCCGAAUCAUCAGCAGCCACAUCCACCAACCCUCGACGAGCCCCUCGAUCAAAUGGACUUAAUGCCGUUUCAGACAAGCUCCGCCGCUCCAUUGCUCAUGGCUCAAAUCGACGAGAAGGGGAGAGGUCUUCUCGAGCGGCUACUGGCUUCCUUGCUACCCCUGAUACUUCAGAAGCUGUUAUUUCAUCUGAUCGACCGGCUCGCCGACGUUCGUCACACCCUGAGCGACAACACUCCCCCGAAGCAUCCUCAUCUACCGUCAGUCCUCAUUACGAAGCCACAAGCCCUGUUGAGAGUGAUUCCCACACCGUCUUCAGCAGUAAUGUGGCUACUCCACCAAUCACCGACACCGACGCAGAACCAUUUACAGAUAUCGACGGGUCCCUACAACAGUCCGCUCGUCCAUUUAAUCCCAGGCCCAGUAUAGAUGUUGUUGCCGCCCAGGAUGCUAGUCUUCCUAGUCCUAGACUGUCGCCUACUUUAGCAGCUGCUCAGUUACACACCACCGACGCCGAAGAUGAAGGCCAGUCUAGCUUUCAGACCUCAAACUCGGACUCUCGUUGGGUUGAUGAAUCACAGCUUACAGAAGAUGAUCCCUCGACUGCACUUGUACCUGCUGGCCGCUCUGAUGACGACUUCGCUCUCACUCGUCCCGACGGAUCUCCCCAUGUCGUCGACACGCAAACACUCCUGGAGGCAUUCGACUCGAUGAAGACCGAAAUGAAGACAUUCAUGAUGUAUCAGUUCCUUCGCCGAUGCCCUCGACCUACCCUCCGAGUUGUCGCCAACGCUGUCAAUCCUGCUCUGAAGUGCGACUUCCUUCGUCAGCUCCCUCUCGAACUUGGAUACUCUGUCCUGUCACAUCUCGACCACAAGGAUCUCUGCUGUGCCGCACAGGUCUCUAAGCACUGGCGCAAUCUUGUCGACCGCAACGAGACCGGUUGGAAGGCGUUGUUCGAUCGCGAUGGCUACACGCUCCCUCCUGGUGAACUUCAAAAGGCAAUUCUCCAGGGUUGGGGAUGGCAAGAUCCUGUUGGAGCUACUGGGUACGAGAAGGAUCUCAGCAUGCGAAACCGUUUGACCUCAACUGAGCACGAGCUCACCCGAACCCUUCGACAAGAGACAGCUUCGAAAUCCCGAGCUUCCAAGCGAAAGCGAGCGCUCAACACAUACUCGGCUGCCGAGCGAUCGAAGCGACGUGCCAGUGCCCAGGAGGCCGUGUCUCGCGAGGAAAGCAAGUCGCAGCCCGAAAUCAGACAACAUCCAUCUGAAGGACCACUGUCUGCUGCUAACGCCGCUGCCACUGCGGUACCUGAUCCCCAGCUUGGAUUGCCUAGUCUUCGCGAGCUUCAUCUUUACAAAUCACUUUACCGCCGCCAUCACAUGAUUCGCAAGAGUUGGACCAGUGGUGAGGUAAAGCCCGGUCAUGUUGCCUUUGCCGCUCAUCCUCGACACGUGAUUACCUGUCUGCAGUUUGACGAGGACAAGAUCAUUACUGGCAGCGAUGAUACCCUCAUUCACAUCUACGACACAAAGACGGGCAAGCUCCGCAAGAAGCUCGAGGGUCACGAGGGUGGUGUUUGGGCUCUGCAGUACGAGGGCAACAUGCUUGUUUCCGGCUCCACCGACAGGUCCGUUCGCGUCUGGGACAUUGAGCGUGGACUCUGUCAGCAGGUCUUCUAUGGACACACUAGUACUGUCCGUUGUCUACAAAUCCUGAUGCCUACCGAGACUGGCAGAGACUCCAGCGGACAGGCCAUUAUGCAGCCUGAGAAGCCUCUCAUCAUCACUGGAUCUCGGGAUAGCCAGCUUCGAGUUUGGCGACUUCCCGAGGUUGGCUCUCGCCGAUACAUCCAGACCGGACCUCCGGCCCAUGAGUCUGACUGCCCUUACUUCAUUAGAGUUUUGGCUGGGCACACUCACUCAGUCCGCGCUAUCUCAGCCCACGGCGACACUCUGGUCAGUGGAUCCUACGAUAGCACCGUCCGUGUUUGGCGCAUUAGUACUGGUGAAGCACUUCAUGUCCUCCACGGUCACUUACAGAAGGUAUACUCUGUCGUUCUGGACCACAAGCGCAACCGUUGCAUUUCAGGCUCAAUGGACUCUUUAGUCAAGAUUUGGGACCUUACAACUGGCGCAUGUCUGUACACUCUCGAAGGACAUAGCCUACUUGUCGGUCUGCUGGACCUCCGCGACGAGAUACUAGUGUCUGCCGCUGCCGAUUCGACUCUACGAAUUUGGGAUCCCGAAAAUGGCAAAUGCCGCAAUGUCCUCAUGGCUCAUACUGGAGCUAUUACGUGUUUUCAGCAUGACGGCCGCAAGGUCAUUAGUGGUAGUGAGAAGACAGUGAAAAUGUGGGACGUCAAGACCGGCGAAUGCGUUCAAGACCUCUUGAGCGACCUCAGUGGUGUUUGGCAAGUCAAGUUUGAUGAACGACGAUGUGUGGCUGCAGUUCAACGAGACCAGCUCACCUAUGUCGAGAUUCUUGACUUUGGAGCUGUCCGAGAUGGCAAGCCCCCAGAGGAACUGGGCAAGCGCAUUCUCCUCAACGAACCCGAAGUCCGGGCCAUGAUUGAGGAAGAACCGUAA
Molecule: messenger RNA, 3090 nt
Organism: Fusarium coffeatum
Lineage: Eukaryota; Fungi; Ascomycota; Sordariomycetes; Hypocreales; Nectriaceae
Exons: 3
Coding region: 1-3090 (1029 amino acids)
Biological process (GO): ubiquitin recycling; proteasome-mediated ubiquitin-dependent protein catabolic process
Cellular component (GO): cytoplasm; nucleus
Molecular function (GO): ubiquitin binding
Source: RefSeq, a predicted model, not a curated record